UCGUGCCUUGUGUGUAGCGGCGGGGAGAACCGGAAAGAACCGCCGUGUUUCCAGACUCAGGGGAGAUAGAGCAGGUGUGAGGCCAGUACUCGAUGUGUGUCCUGCGGGCGGCCGAUGUGUCUGUGUGCCGGGCCUCCGGUGACCGCCUCAAUCCUGGAAAAUGAGCAGUUCAGAAGAAGUGUCGUGGAUCAGCUGGUUCUGCGGAUUACGAGGCAACGAGUUCUUCUGCGAGGUAGAUGAAGAUUAUAUUCAGGAUAAAUUCAACCUGACCGGCCUGAAUGAGCAGGUGCCCCACUAUAGACAGGCGCUGGACAUGAUCCUGGACCUAGAGCCGGAUGAGGAGUUGGAGGACAAUCCAAACCAGAGCGAUCUCAUUGAACAGGCCGCUGAGAUGCUGUAUGGACUGAUCCAUGCCCGCUAUAUUCUGACUAACCGCGGCAUUGCCCAGAUGUUGGAGAAGUACCAGCAGGGCGACUUUGGUUAUUGCCCCCGUGUUUACUGUGAGAACCAGCCCAUGCUGCCUAUCGGUCUCUCUGACAUCCCUGGUGAAGCGAUGGUGAAGCUGUAUUGCCCCAAGUGUAUGGAUGUUUACACCCCCAAAUCCUCCCGCCAUCACCAUACGGAUGGAGCAUAUUUUGGCACUGGAUUCCCCCAUAUGCUCUUCAUGGUUCACCCAGAGUAUCGACCCAAGAGACCUGCCAAUCAGUUCGUCCCCAGGUUAUAUGGCUUCAAAAUCCACCCCAUGGCAUAUCAGCUCCAACUUCAGGCGGCCAGCAACUUCAAAAGUCCCGUGAAGACAAUGCGUUGAGAAUCCACCCUCCUCUACGGUUUCAGUAUCAGGCCCGGUGACACCCCCCAAGCCUCCUCCUGUUGCACCAGUCAUGGAGAAAUGGUUUUCUUUUUCUUUUUUUGUGUAUGAUUUAUUUUAAUUUUUUUUUCAAUCAUUAUUUUGACUUUAGUCCUGUUCAGAGCGUGUUCAACCCGCGAAUGUGGUUAAAUAAAGUUAUAUAGAAUGAACCAA
Bufo bufo (common toad) is the source of this 1021-nucleotide messenger RNA. It is a transcript of the gene CSNK2B, whose product is annotated as casein kinase 2 beta. The record is from RefSeq and is a predicted model, not a curated record. Lineage: Eukaryota; Metazoa; Chordata; Amphibia; Anura; Bufonidae. Gene Ontology annotation, cellular component: protein kinase CK2 complex; cytoplasm. Gene Ontology annotation, molecular function: protein kinase regulator activity. The transcript has 7 exons. Bases 161 to 808 code for a protein of 215 amino acids.